This is a messenger RNA of Enterobius vermicularis (human pinworm), 786 nucleotides long. The record is from the annotation of a GenBank genome assembly. NCBI's taxonomy places the organism in Eukaryota, Metazoa, Nematoda, Chromadorea, Rhabditida, Oxyuridae.
AUGGCGGACAGCAAAAUUGUGGUUUCUGGAACGGUUGAUGAAUUUCAAAAAAAUGUUGGCUCGCUUAUAUUCCGCGUUGUUGCAGACGCAUUGAAGGAGCGCGAUUGUGCUACAGUUGGUGUAUCGGGUACGAAAGCCAUUGCCGACGGCUUUUUUACUAGAAUUCUUAAUGUUUUGGUUAUGGAAGGUGGCUCUAUGCCGAAACUUGUUGCGCCACUGCUUUGUUCCGAAACUACAAUUGACUGGGACAAGGUCAGGUUUUUUGCUGUAGAUGAGCGUAUGGUGCCUAUUGAGGACAGCGAAUCAAAUACUGGGGCGUAUUUGCGGCUACUUCCUGAAAAGUUUCAUAAGUCUUUUCUACCGUACGGACCGAUAGAUGAUCCCGAAACGUGUGCAAGAAAUUAUGCUGCAGCACUUCUUCAGUUCAAUCCGCCCAUGUUGAAUGGGAUGCCACAGUUUGACUUACUUUUACUUGGACACGGUCCAGAUGGUCACACUUGCUCGCUGUUUCCAGGGCAUCCACUGUUAAAGAAUGACAAGGAAAUCGUAGCCUAUAUUAAUGAUUCCCCAAAGCCUCCCCCAAGGCGCAUAACUUUGACAAUGCCAGUUGUGAAUAAUGCUCGAAAUGUAGCAUUCAUUUCUUCUGGACAAAAUAAAGCAGAUAUAAUUAAGUCAAUUCUUGAUAAUCGUGAUGAAAAUUUGCCGGCUGUGAUGGUUCGCCCUGUUAAUGGAAGUCUCUUCUGGUUCUUGGACUCUUCUGCAGCUUCGAAGCUAAAACACAAAUAA